AUUUUUUCGUGAUUAUUUAACAAAAAAAUCCACAUCAACGACAACAACAACAAUGGCAUUGAAUAAUUAAAUAAAUAUAUACCUUACUACAACACCAAGCAAAACGAGUCCAAACACACCAAAAGACAUAUUCCUUACACAAGACGUGUUCCUAAAUCACGACGUUUUCGUGAAUGAAAAUAAACUAGAAUUAGAAGUACCACCUUGGCACUUAAAGACAAAAAAGGAGAUAGAACGCAUGAUGAAGCAAAGAUGAAGAACUAAGCGACAACCAAAUACUAGAAACGAUUUGGCUUGUAUCAUAUAUGUAAUAUUAGAAAAAUUCAAAAGCAGAAAAGUUUGGAUUUAAUUCUACUAUGGGUAAAACUUUAUUGAGAAAAGUACUCCUUGUUUUUGUUUCAAUUUUGUUACUUCUUAUAAUGAUGAUCCGGACUCCGGUUUAUAAACAAAACUUAACUUUUAAAAGAAUUAACCAAACUAACAUAAUGAACCAAGAUUGUUUUAGAAAUCGCUUUAAAACGACUCUUCUAAUUAUUGUAUACAACUCUCCUCUUUAUAAACAUUUGAAGCUACUUCAAAACUUAUACGUUAAUGGUUUUCUAAACAUGUUUUUUUGUGGACCAGAGGACGCAACAUCACCUUCUUGGAUUUUAAAAAGUGUAACAUCUAAUGGAUAUUUUACUUACGAAGAAUGCACCGCACGAAUUAUGAGUAUUUAUCCUAAUUAUACCGGGUAUUUAGUAAUUAACGAUGACUUGUUUUUGAACUACUUAAAUAUAAAAAAUUUUAACUUGUUUCAAAUUUGGGAAGGACCAUUACCUACUAAACUUACUGAUACUCAUUCAAAACCUAUAGAUUGGUAUUGGUGGAACACUCCGUGGGGCGUAAACAAAUGUUUUAAAGCUUUAGAAAAAGUUCGUUUACUUAACAAGUAUGUUAAUCUUCAACCAAAUUUAAGUGAGGCACCCGAAAAUGGUAAUUGGUUAAACAUUGUUUCAGGCAAAGAUAUAUGCUACGGUGCAAGAGCUGAUAUUUACUAUAUUCCCGUCAGUAAAGCGAAAAGUUUUAUUGAACUUUCAAAUAUUUUUAAAGAAGAAAGUGUGUUUUUAGAAAUAGCAGUACCAACAAUAAUAACAUUUCUUUCAAAUGAUACUCUAAGAUUGAAUGGCAUUUACAUGCCCGAUCAACACAAUUUAUAUAAAAAUGUUUUAAAAUGUUACCAUUCAGACUUAAUCUUUAUACAUCCUGUAAAAAUGAACUACGGUGAAGAUUCUCUCAAUAACAUAAAGUUUUUAAAAAGUUACUCACACAAUGCUUCUGUUAGCAUUAGUUGUUAGUUUAAUCUAACCAAGUUUUGAGUUCAACCUCAAGCAUUUAAGUUCUUUUAUCCUAUCUAAAUAUUUUAUAUAAUGUGUUUUUUGUGAAGAUUUUCUUUUUAACUAAACUUUUUAAAUUACUGUAAACAAGACUUUUUAACAAAAACUUUUUUGAACUAAAUAG
Messenger RNA from Hydra vulgaris (swiftwater hydra), 1500 nucleotides. The record is from RefSeq and is a predicted model, not a curated record. Lineage: Eukaryota; Metazoa; Cnidaria; Hydrozoa; Anthoathecata; Hydridae.